This is a messenger RNA of Ostrinia furnacalis (Asian corn borer), 731 nucleotides long. It is a transcript of the gene Eaat1, whose product is annotated as Excitatory amino acid transporter 1. Gene Ontology annotation, biological process: L-glutamate transmembrane transport. The coding region runs from base 135 to 731 and encodes 198 amino acids. Gene Ontology annotation, molecular function: neutral L-amino acid transmembrane transporter activity; glutamate:sodium symporter activity; L-glutamate transmembrane transporter activity. Lineage: Eukaryota; Metazoa; Arthropoda; Insecta; Lepidoptera; Crambidae. The transcript is spliced from 4 exons. Gene Ontology annotation, cellular component: plasma membrane. The record is from RefSeq and is a predicted model, not a curated record.
CCACCGCACCAGUCGGACGUGCGGUCGUCGCUCGAACGUACGGCCAGUUAUGCUGUGUUUAUAACUCGAAAGCUGAAGUGACACGAAUUAUUUUGACGCAUUAUUCUACUGAAUACGACCCCUAAACCUUCAAAAUGCCGCUGCGGCUUUCAAGAAACGGGUGUUCGGUGUUCGUUCGGGAGAACCUGCUCACUCUCCUGACCAUCAUCGGGGUAGUUUCCGGGACUCUCCUGGGAUGGGGCCUGAGGGUCUCCGGCUACGAGUGGACCAGGAGAGAGGUCGUGUACUUCCAGUACCCGGGAGAACUGUUCCUGAGGAUGCUGAAAUGCCUGAUCGUCCCUCUACUGGUCUCCUCCAUCGUGUCCGCUAUUGGGUCCUUGGAUCUCAGUCUUUCUGGCAAAGUGGGUCUGCGUGCUAUCAUCUAUUACAUGACGACGACGGUCUGCGCCGUGAUGCUCGGCAUCGCGCUGGUCACCACCAUCAAGCCUGGCAAAGACCCCGAGGCCUACCAGCAGCCCAACGCCACCAAGGUCAUCACUAAGGAAACUCUCACUUCGGACACCUUGCUGGAUUUGAUAAGGUACCUAAACAUGAAACCCGAGGGUAGAAAUAGUUUCAAUAUUGCGCAGCAGGCGGCGGGCGCAGCAAACUGCGAUGACGGCGUCAUGUGCAGCGAGGUGCGGACCACUGUGGACCAGCAAAGCUCGCCGACCGCAGCUAAAUUGCAUUGA